Molecule: messenger RNA, 4805 nt
Organism: Portunus trituberculatus (swimming crab)
Lineage: Eukaryota; Metazoa; Arthropoda; Malacostraca; Decapoda; Portunidae
Product: solute carrier family 40 member 1-like
Exons: 12
Coding region: 340-2313 (657 amino acids)
Biological process (GO): iron ion transmembrane transport
Cellular component (GO): membrane
Molecular function (GO): iron ion transmembrane transporter activity
Source: RefSeq, a predicted model, not a curated record
ACACAGUUAUAAAGACUAAAAAAAAAAAAGAAACACUUUUAUUUACCGAAAACACUCGUAAACACACUUCCCCCACCCACACACACAAGGGAAGUGAAGUGAAGUGAAGUGUUGCUGUAUAUAUUACCGAGUUUUCAAGCAGCAUCAAGCCUUCGCCACAACCCUCCACACUGCCUUAUUUUCAUCAAUUAAAGGCUCAGGCGUGUAGAUGGAAGCAAUAGAAGGAAAAAGGAGAAACAAUGGAGGAGGAUGAAAAGGAAAUGAGAAAUAGAGGCGUAAUAGGAGAAGGAGCCAAAGUGUAAUAUUUAGGUGACUGAGGCUUUGGUCAUAUGAUGAGGGAUGACAGCUACAUCAGGUGAAGCAGUGAUGGAGUGCCCCAAGGUGAAUGUGGCAGGAACUGAAGACACGUCUGGUGAUACCUCCAGGAGCAGGGUGGCAGCUGUGGCACCAUGCCCCUCUAGUGGUCUAGGGGAGGGGGAGGGAGGUGGUGGCUUGGACACAGAAGAGAAAGGCAAUUCGACAGUUUGUGAUGAUGCUGGGGGUAGUGGAGGAGCCACAGGGAAGGGUGUGGAGGGGGAGGGGGAGGAGGAGGAACGGUGGUGGUGCUGCCACUGCUUCAAUGAGCGGCUGCAGGUGUACGCUUCACACUUCCUCUCCUCGUGGGGUGACCGGAUGUGGAUGUUUGCGGGAGGAAUCUUUCUGCUUGAGGUCACUCCAGGGUCACUGCGUCUUGCCGCUAUCUAUGGAGCAGCGCUGGCACUCACAGUCAUUGUCCUGGGGGCUCCCGUCGGCCGCUGGGUAGAUCGUACGUCACGGCUCCGAGCGGCGCAACUGAGUCUGAGUGUGCAGAACCUGAUGGUGUGCUUGUGUGCUGCACUUCUGGUGCUCAUCACCUCCUCUCCAGACCUCUUCAGAGCAUGGGAUGGAUGGGCACUGGUGCUGGGUGAGGCUGGGGUGAUCCUCACAGCGUGUGUGGCACAGAUUGGCACGCUGGGCUCCAAGCUGGCCAUUGAGAAGGACUGGAUCCUUGUCAUCUGUGGUCGAGAUAAAACUCAACUGGCAAGAAUGAACAGUGUGCUGAGAACUGUAGACCUGAGUACCGAGGUGCUGGCGCCGGUCAUCGUGGGUGCAGUGAUGACUUCCUUCGGUCUGAUGGUGGGUGGCAUUGUCAUUGCCGCCUGGAAUGUGGGCUCCCUCCUGGUGGAGUAUGGCCUCCUCCACCACCUCUUCUACUCCAAUCCACACCUGCAGAAGUCCAAGGGAGAGGUAAGCAAUGAGGGGAGGAGUGGAGAAGGAGAAGAGAACAAAGGGACUGAAGGAGAUAGAAGCAGCCAAGAGUUACCUGAUGUGGGGGUGGAGCGUCAGAGGCGGCGGGAGGGGCAGGGCAUGAGCCGGGCCAUGGAGCGCCUUGCAGUUGCCUGGAGUGCCUGGAGGGCCUACAUGUACCACCCUGUAAGGAAUGCUGGUCUGGGUCUGGCACUGCUCUUCAUGACCGUCCUUGCCUUUGAUAACUACUCUAGAGCCUUUGUGUAUGACUCUGGAGUGUCAGAGACUGUACUGGGUCUGCUGACGGCCGUGGCUUCUCUGUUUGGAAUCUUUGGCUCCCUCGCCUUCCCUUUGCUGAGGAAGAAGGUUGGCUUGGUAAAAACAGGCCUGGUGGGGUUUUGCUGUGAGACUCUGUGCCUGAUAUUGUGCGUGGCGUCUGUCUUUGCCCCUGGGAGUCCCUUUGAUGCCUCUGCAAUCAUAUAUGGCGUUAAAAAUGCUGGAAAGACACCUAUGCUCAAUGCCACAGCCUCAUCUGUCUCACCAUCCCCACCACCCACACCACCCACACCACAGUACGCCUUCAAUGCCUCCUCAAUGCUUGGUGAUUCCCGCAGCCUAGUGGUGGACUUCAACUCAACCCUAGAGAAGCAAAUGGAGCAGCUGGAGUCUGUUGGUGGUGCGCAGGAGGAGGAAGAGCAACAGGAUUUCACGUUCGUCAUCCUCUUCAUGACUGGAGUUAUCACGUCUCGUUUUGGACUGUGGCUGGCUGACCUGACAGUGACCCAGAUCCUGCAGGAGGGGGUGGAGGAUGGGCAGCGUGGGGCCAUCAACGGGGUGCAGUCUUCCCUCAACCAGAGUCUUGACCUGCUGCGCUCUAUCCUGCUCAUCAUCCUGCCACGGAGAGAGACCUUUGGCUUCCUCAUCCUGCUCUCGUUCCUCUUCGUGUCCAUGGCGCUCCUCAUGUUUGCCACCUAUGCCCGGACCUUCCUGAUCAACAGCACCAAGCCAGCGGCAACACCUGAAGGCCACCAGCUGAAGCCUGUGUGAAGCCUGGUGUGAAGGAAGGCAGGUGUGUGUGGUGGAAGUGACUGUCCCUGCAGCACCACGCCAUAGCCCAGCCUUGCUGGUGUGAAGCUGAACCAAAUAAGAAAAGGUACUGGUGAUGUAUGAGAGAGAGAGAGAGAGAGAGAGAGAGAGAGAGAGAGAGAGAACCUGAUAAGUGCCUAUAUGGUAAUUUUUUAUGAGUUUUAAUGGUAGAAUUAUAUAUUGCAAUUACCAUUAUGUAAAAGGUCUAAGUAAUUCCAAAUGAUAGGUUAGGAUGUGAAGUGAAGGCAUGGAGCAGGAGCUCUGAGUGUUGAGCAGCUUAAUUCUUACCUUACAAAUGAUUAAGAAUGGUCUAUAUGCCACUCCAAAGUAAUAGCAUUCAUUGUGUAGCUAUAGUGGUGAAGAAAAAUCACACAGUAUAUAAAGCAACAAGGUUCACUGCAUGACUUGUGAUACAGAGAGAGUAUGUGGACCAGUACUGAGCUGUCAGGUAAAACAAUUAAGGCUGAAAAAGACCUAAAAACACACUAACUUAGCCACAGAAGGAAAGAAAACAGUUACAGACAUAUACUGUUGUCAAGUCUUAGUACCCACUGUAGCCUUGAAAGUAUUGAUUAACUUGCCUUCACAUGUGUGUUAUGUGCUAUUUGAAUCUAAUCCAAAGAAACCUGCCCCCACACACACACUGCAGGGCAUUACUGGGCCUCACACACAAGUCAGGUGCAGGCAAGCUGGUGUGACUGAAAGACAUUGAGUAGCUCUGAGGAUGUAAUGUUGUGUUCCAUACCUCCUUAACUGUCACUGUUGGCCUUCUAAGAGAGAGUGCAUUGCAGGAAAUGUUUGUAUGGCCACAGAAAAGAGAGAAUAGAGGUAAAUUAUACCUUAAAGGUUAUAGAAUUAUUUUAAGAAUUUUAGUAUGUGAGUUAGUUUUUCAUAAGUUGUUUGUAAUUGUGAAAAGAUUGCCUAGCAAUGAAAGGGUUAAAUCACUUAAUAAUUAUUUAAGUCAGUUUACUUUGAAUUAGUUUAGUAAAUAUAAAAUUGUUCCUAUUUUAUGUCUUCCAAAAAUAUUCUGGUGAAUUCUAUGUAUUCUGUGCUUGUGACAUUCAUUGAAUAUUCCACACUAAAAUAGCAUGAUAUACAUCUGUAGCUCCAUCUGUGUGUGUGUGUGUGUGUGUGUGUGUGUGUGUGUGUGUGUGUGUGUGAGAGAGAGAGAGAGAGAGAGAGAGAGAGAGAGAGAGAGAGAAAGAGAGCAUGUUUGUCAUAGGUAUUAGUUAUAUUUCAUAGUCACCAGUCAUUCACAACAGGAGAAUUGUGUGCAAUAUUUCUCACAGGUAAUACUUUUUAUCAUGUAUACAAAAAAAAAUCUAUCAAGAUAUUUACUCCAUAAUUACAUGAAUUAUGUGUAGUGCCAGUUUUAAUAAUUUCUGCUUUAAUGUUUUUAUACCACAACAAAGAUGCAAUAGAACCUAGUGAUGUGUGUGCAAUAACUAAGCCAGGGUGUGCUUGAGGAUUCACAGAUGGUGUCUGCCCCUAUUAGUGUGAUUUUAGAAGGUGAACACUGUACUGCUGUAUUUUUACUUUUAUAAGAUGAAAAGUAUAGUGGUAAGCUGUAUAGUAUUGUCACUUUAAUCAGGUAAUGAUGAAUACUGUUAGAAAUGUGAUUAUCAGUAUAUGUACCCAUUAUGAAGGAGGAAGCCCAUACAAGGUUGUUCUCCAUGGUUCAAUUCUGUAUCAAUAAUGUGCCAUACCAGAGCUGUGAAUCCCUUGUGCUAUGUAAUAUUAUGUAAGUGCCACAACCUCCAGAAGUGCAAGCUGCUCAGGCAGGAAUAUACUUGUUGCUUAUUUCUGCUGGUAAAUAUUUAUUCUUUAUUAUUAGUAUACAAAAAGACAUGUAGGGAUAUAAGAAAAUAUUAUUAUUUUUAGAACUUAGAAUUUCAUGUGUGUUUAAGUGUUGCAGUAUUUAGAAUGUUGACAUGGGUGAUGAGAACACAGUCUGUAUCCAGCAUCCUGUGCACCUCUGCUGCCACCCCUAUGCUGAGGGAGGAAACCACUCUAGUAGUAUUUCAAAUUAUCACAGGAUUCAUUAUUUUUUUGUUAUUUAGAAAGAAAAUUUUAACCUAUUUACUGUUUUUUCUUUGUCAGGAAGAAUGAUGUGAUUAAAAGUUUAUGAGAGAAACAUGCUGUUCUAUAAGUAUAUUUUCAUGUAUAAUGUUUCAUAAAGGGAGAAUUAUUAUGAAUGUAAGCUGUGCUAAGUUGUAGCCAUUUGUAUUGAUUGAAGUCUUGUACUAUAACACAUCACUGUACUCACAACAUAACAGUAUAUACAUCUUCAAUGUACGUGUCUUUCAUACAUAACUGGUUACAGUAUCAGAUGGCUGUGUUGCAGCUCUAAUGGUGCUUUGUGAAGUAUAGCAUGUGUGUCCUUUUAUCACUUUUGUACCACCAUAAAAUUAAUACAAAAUUUCUAAUAAAGAGUAAACAUGUUAUUUGUGAAA